AUGAACAGCAAUCGAGCCAUCAAUGAUGAUGUGGUGGACGCUCGUUUCAGAGAAAAUCUCGACGAGCUUGCAGAGCAUGGUCAUUUUAAAGACUUCGGGCAGAUCAACCUGCUGAUUUUGCUGAACGAUCCUCGUCACAUUUUCUAUGUCAUGGACGGGCAACACAGAUGUCGCGUCAUGGACCGCCUACAUCGACACACUGGACAAGAUAUCAAGUUUCAAUUUCGAGCGAAAGCUGUCAUUGACGAGAACGAGGCACACCGAGAGCUGCUCCAUUUCCAAAAUGCCUAUCCUUCCGAUCCCAGAGCAUUCUUCUCAACAAAGAGAGGACGUGAGGUGGGAACCUCUGUCUUGCAGCGCUUGAGGACGAAGUUUGCCAUCCCGGAGCUUUGGGUUUCUGUGACUAGCUUCCGUCCAGGGAAGCGGACAGGUGAUCCAAACAGGCCCAAGUUGAACGACUUUAUCAUUUUUUUGGCUUCUCCAGGAUUCAGACCUUUUGUCUCAGAGUUGCAUUUCCACCAUCUAUCAGAAAAUCUAUGCUUUGCAGGGAUGGAUGGGAGGGGGUUCCCCGAUUGA
This is a messenger RNA of Durusdinium trenchii, 576 nucleotides long. The record is from the annotation of a GenBank genome assembly. Lineage: Eukaryota; Dinophyceae; Suessiales; Symbiodiniaceae.